This is a messenger RNA of Branchiostoma floridae (Florida lancelet), 671 nucleotides long. RefSeq names its product twitchin-like. Bases 159 to 671 code for a protein of 170 amino acids. The transcript is spliced from 4 exons. NCBI's taxonomy places the organism in Eukaryota, Metazoa, Chordata, Leptocardii, Amphioxiformes, Branchiostomatidae. Gene Ontology annotation, molecular function: protein binding. The record is from RefSeq and is a predicted model, not a curated record.
CUCAGUUUUCAAAGGACUUGUCUGACCAGAACCACCGCCUAGGCCUGGGGGAGUCGGUGACAUGGGACGUUGCCUGGGAUGUAGGGGAUACCACAGAUCCUGUGGACGUCAUCUGGCUGCAUAACGCCGAGAUUCUGGAGGGAGGAGGCAGGUACAGAAUGACGCAAACCAGUAACACAGCGUCACUUCAAAUCAUCGACCUAACCGAAGAAGAUAGCGGCGCCUAUCAGUGCUCAAUAUCAAACCGGUACGGCAGGACAAGAAGCUCUGCAGAACUUCACUCGGGAGCUCCAUCCUAUGUGAGAAACAUUAGACUGACAGGCAGUGGGGACGGUUACGCUGUGCUAGACUGGGACCCGCCCCUAGAAUAUUACGGUGCUGUGAUAGGCGGGUAUCAAGUGCAGGCCAUCCGGAAGAACGGAGGAGACACGAGAACCGUUGAUGUCGGUCCUGCGGAGACAACAGUGCGGAUUGAUGGGUUAAAUGGCGACUCAGGUGGUUACACAUACCGGGUUCGUGCGAGGAGCACUGGAGGUAUAUGGGGUCCAUGGACGAUAUUUGAUGGAUUCAUUGUGGACCCCCCAGAACCCCGUGUCACCAGCCAACUGUUGACGUGGCUACUUCCACUGCUGAUUGUGCUUCUAUUGUUGUUGAUCCUACUGGUUAGAUAA